AUGGUAGCGCCAAGCUCACGAGACAAGCCUACAAGGCGCUUGAAACAGGGCACUGAAACCACAAAAAAUCAUCGCUGGGAGCCCUUUUCGCAGCGUAUCGCAAAGCUAAAAAUCGACCCCAUUCACCGCGUGCGCCGGGCGAGCUUUGGUGAAGAUGAUGAGACCUCGUCGUAUUUCCGAUCGGCCCUCGAUCAUUGGGUUGAAAUGAACCUUUCCGACAAUUUCAGCACAUUCGCCCGCCGUGUGAACAACCUCUCCGAGACCCUCGCCCAGAUUCUGUAUCACGAAGAGAAGAUAAUGGCCCUGUUGGUGGAGUUUAUCGAAAAGAGAGACCAGAACUCAAUCGAGCCUCUGAUGAGUCUGCUGGCUCAAUUUGCUCGAGACCUGGGAGUGAAGUUUGAGAAGCAUUUUGCGACCUCGGUGACUUUGGUAGCGUCGGUUGCCGCAACACACCCCGAUGUUGAAGUGGUGGAAUGGAGUUUCACCUGUCUAGCAUGGAUUUUUAAAUUCCUCUCCAGACUCUUGACGCCGGACUUGCGUCAACUUCUCGGCAUUAUGACCCCAUAUCUCGGCAAAGAGCGACAAAAGCCUUUUGUAGCUCGGUUUGCCGCCGAGUCCAUGUCCUUCCUGAUCCGCAAGGCAGGCCUCACCUACUAUAAAAACAAGACGCCCCUCGAGAACGCCGUCUCUUACCUCUACGACGAUAUCUCAAAAGCAGCCGAGGAAGGAAACAAUGUCGAAAACUACAAGGAGGGUUUAAUGGUCAUGUUCGCAGAUGCCAUCAAGGGUGUUAACAAUGGUCUCCACUCCAACGGAAUGGAUAUCCUGCGUUGCGUUGCUGUUGGAUUGGUCAUCAACCUUAUUCAUCACACCACUCCCGAGACCUUUGGCCCUAUCCUCGAAACAGUCAAGGAAUACGUUGAAAGCCGGUCUCAGGGCUCUGAUAAUCCCAACUUGCCCGAGUGCUGCCGUCUAAUCUUUGUCUGCUUUGGAACCCGUAAGGCAACCCGAAUCAGGGACUGGAAGGCCGUGCAUCAGACCCUUGUGUCACUUCUGAAGCAGGUGGCAUCAAACCCGGAUGCAGACUCGGAAACAACGACACAGCUCCUCGGCGCCGUCGCCUAUGCCCUUCAGUUGUCUCCAAUGGAUGAGAUGCUGCCAUUUUUGCGACCCCUGAUGGACCAUGUGUCCACCGGACCUCUCUCAAAAUACUUCUUGUUCUUCUGCAACACAUUUUCACAAUGGGGCUCCGAGCGUUUCCAAAGUCUUCUUGUUCCCUAUUUCCAAAAGUUCCUCAAUGCUUCCUGGAAAAAGCACGAAUGGGAAACGUGCUUGACGCUCCUCCGACUCAACCAAUCUGGCUGUAUCACAUCCGAAGCUUCGAAGCCAGGCUAUGUCUCGUGCCCCGAAGGCUUGAAGUCUCACCUCUAUGACUCUUUGAAUUACCCUACAAGUGACGAACGUGUUUUGAACGCCUUGGUCAAACUUCCCAAAGCCAUCUCAUUGUUUGCAGACUCUGCUAGUCUGCCUAAGAUUGUGAAGAAGCUCCAUAGCAAUCUUGUUUCUGCCUUAAACGAUGCCGCCACCCAGAAAAACGCUCAGCAGAAUAGUGGCUUGAUUUUCUACCUUGGUCAGGGGUUCAAGAUCUACGUCGAUCUGGCUACUCAAGCCGGAAAACUGGACGCAGAGCUAUGGGAACCAAUCCUUACUGCCUCGGCUGAAUUCUCGCGUCUUCCUCUAUUCCUCGAAGGUGUUCUGACUUUCGUUUCUGCUCUCCCCCAAUCUUCGGAGCUCGAAACCUCGAUGUUGGAAGAAUUUGCGCGCAGCUUGAUCCUCAAUCUCGCCAGCCCUUCACAGCGACUGAGACUUGUCUCUCUCCAGAUCCUGCGUGAAUUGAUCAGCCGGGUCCCUGGAGAUGAGGUUUCUCCUGUCUCCUUGGCAAUUGAGAUCGAAGAAAGCCCCCUCACUCUUCAAAGUGCCAGAACUGUAUCGAUGCAUCUCCGCAAAUUGGCACUUCUCUACCCCCAGAUCGCUUCUCGCCGGUGGAUGGCUAGCCUUAUCCCUUACUUUUGUUUCGGUCUGUUUUCGAAGAAGCUGACUCCUCUGUGGGAUGAUUCCGCUGCCGCUCUAAAAACCAUCAGCGAACAUCCAGAGGGAGAGACAAUUGUUUCAGACUUGUCUGUUCAGUGGCUGCAGGAGCGGGACUCUGGCGCUACGAACGAGGAAGAACCCGAGGAAGAGAAUGAAGAUUCAUUUGUCUCGAGCCGUUUCGAGUGUUUCAAUGUUCGCAAGAUUGAGAAUGUUUCCACCGCCAACGCGAAGACUAUGCAGGAUCCUUUGGCCGCGUUGUCCAUCCAAUUUGACAAGGAUCACAAGAUUGCAGAUCUUGUUCCUGGGUUCCCCCGAAGCCAUGCGCUGCGCGUCUUGAGUGCUACCCCCAAUGUGGCCGAGAAGCGUUCACGUCAAAUCAUGCCAUUAUUCCUGACUUGGGCUACACGCGAUGACCAGGACGAUGUUCCCACCGCCAAGGACACCAAUGAUGCCGACACGGAGACCGAUUCCACACCGAUAAAAUGGGGAUUCAAAGACCGCCUGGCUAUGCUUGUCCUUGGUCUUUUGUGCCACGGUAACUCGGAGAUCCAGAAAGCUGCUCUCAAAGCUCUUUUCACUUGGAAGAAUGCGCACGUUGUACCCUAUCAAGAAAACUUGCUGAACAUUCUGGAUGAGGCCAGAUUCAAAGACGAGAUGUCUGUCUUCGUGCGUGUUGGUGGCGAAGACAGUCUGAUCGAGCAGGAGCACCGCCCUGCUUUGCUUCCCAUACUUCUUCGACUUCUUUAUGGUCGCAUGAUCUCCAAGGCUGGUGCAUCUGGUCAGGCUGGCCAGGUUGGUCGACGUAAGGCUAUUCUGCGCUCUCUUUCUCUUCUCUCGGAGGAGGACUUUGGUCUUUUCAUGCAGCUCGCGUUCGGCCCUCUAUCUCAAGUCUCUGUUGUCAAAGACAACAGCGAGGUACCAGCCGCGUUCUCCGAGGAGCUCACCAGCCCCAGAAGACAACUUGGUCUGCUCAAGAUGAUUGAUACAGUUUUCGAAACUCUCCAGAGCCGCAUGAUUCCAUUUUCUGUCCAGACAAUGAACGUGGUCAUCUACUGUCUGGUUCGAGCAUGCCGAGCAAUCUAUGACGAAAACCGUGACAUUUAUGUGGAUAGAGAAGACGAACGUCUUCUGGCAAUCUUCCAGAAUAUCCGCCAGACCUGUAUUCGCUGUAUGACUUUGAUCUUUUCGGUCUCGUCCGACCUCGAUUGGACUCCAUAUGUUGCCAUCAUCUUCAAAGAGUUGAUCAAUAACAGGCUGGAUCUAUUCCCCAUCGAGACCGCCCAGGGUGUCUCCGGACUGCUCCGCCUCUUCCACACUUGGGCGUCUGCACCGAGAUCGACAUUUUAUCUUGUCCAGCACAACAAAGAUGUCCUCACUAAGGUCAUUGACUGCCUCGGCGUCGAGUCGGCACGCGAUGAGGUUAAGAUGUUCGUUAUGGAUGAAGUCCUUAUUCCACUUGUGCAGCAGUCCACUGGAAAGAAGGAGGGAGAAGACCAGGAAAUGUCGGAUAUCCCCCCCCGAGCAGAUUCGCUCCGAACAUCUGUACCUAUCUGCUUCGCCAACCCCCCCGACCGUGUCAGUCCCAAGACCAAGUCUGGACUCUUGCGAAUUCUCGAACAUUUCCUGCCCUUGUACACCCCGGAGGACGAUGCCAAGCUUUCCCAGCAAGUUUUCGAGGCGGUUGUAUCCAUGUUUGAUUAUUUCAAGGACGAUGCGAACAGAGAGGUUUUGGCCCGAGUUUUCGCUGCGCUCGCGAGUCACGACAAAGAACUCGCCGAAGUCGCUGAACUCUGUGCGGAUCUAAACUCUCGCUCCUCCAAAAAGCUCGAGCCGGAUUAUGAACGUCGUCUUCAGGCCUUCAGAAAGAUCAACGAUGAUCUGUCGCAGAAACUGAAUGCUAAGCAGUGGAGGCCUAUUCUCUACAAUAUGCUUUUCUAUGUCAAGGACGAAGAAGAAUUAGCUGUUCGAUCCAGCGCUUCCUUCGGUCUCAGACGUUUCAUCGACAGAGCCGCCACCGAGGCCGGCGUGGAUGACUUUGAAGCUCUUGUGAAUGAGGUCUUUAUCCCCGCCAUGAAGUUUGGAGUUCGAAACAAGGCCGAAUUAAUUCGAGCUGAGAUCGUUGCUGCCCUUGGCUACUUUAUCAAGCUGAACCCCACUCGUCCAUCCGUGCAGGAUAUGCAUGAUCUGCUUAUGGGCGACGACGAAGAGGCAUCUUUCUUUACCAAUAUUCUUCACAUCCAGCAGCACCGUCGUCUCCGUGCAUUGCGGCGUCUGGCAGGCGAAGCCGCCAAGGGAAAUCUCCAGCCCACCAACUUGGGCUCCAUUUUCCUGCCUCUCAUUGAGCACUUUGCAUUUGAAGGUGCUGAGGAUGAGAGUGGCCACAACCUGAUCGCCGAAGCUGUCGCCACUAUUGGUGCCCUCGCCGAGUGGCUGGACUGGAGCCAGUUCCGCAACAACUUCCGCAGAUAUCGCGGGUACAUGCAGAGCAAGCCAGAAAUGGAGAAGAAUAUUCUCAGACUUCUGGGCAGAAUGUCCGAUGCUUUGUCUAGUGCAAUGGACCAGAAGAAGGAGACCAGCGGCGAGUCCAGUGUUAAUGCCGAUGCCAUGGAUACUGUUGAAGUCAAGUGCAUGCUCGCGAAAACUGUUCCCGAUCUGGCAAAGGUUUCAACCGAGCUGACCACCAACUUCAUUCCUUUCCUGACUCACUUCCUUCACCACAAGAACGCGGCCGAAAUGAGUCUCCGUCUGCCGGCUGCUGUCACCACGAUCAAGCUUCUUAAGAUUCUCACCGAGCAGGAAAUGGCCAUUCGCUUGUCGCCGGUCCUUCUCGAUGUCUGCAGUAUCUUGAAGAGUAAAUCGCAAGAUGCGAGAGACACUGCCCGGAAAACGCUCAGUGACAUCUCCCUUCUUCUUGGUCCGCCUUACUUCGGCUAUAUCCUGAAGGAGCUGCGUCAUACUCUUCUACGUGGAUACCAGUUGCACGUUCUCUCGUUUACUGUUCACUCCUUACUGGUUGUGACCACCGAUCACUUCAAUCAGGGUGACUUGGACUACUGCCUUCCAGAACUGGUUUCGGUCGUCAUGGACGAUACUUUUGGCACAGUUGGACAAGAAAAGGAAGCCGAGGACUACGUCAGCAAGAUGAAGGAAGUCAAGAGCAGCAAGAGCUACGAUUCAAUGGAGCUCCUCGCUAAGAACGCCACAGUCGUCGACCUUUCUAAACUUGUUAGCCCUCUCCAGGCUCUUUUGCGGGAGAAGCUUAAUUCCAGCAUGGUUAGGAAGCUUGAUGAGCUCAUGAGGAGAAUUGGAAUUGGUCUUUUGCGAAACUCCGGUGCCGAAAGCAGAGACUUGUUGAUGUUCUGCUACGAAAUCAUCAAGGAGUCUUACAACGACAACACAGAGGGACGACAGAAGCGCCCAGAAACCGCAAUCGAGCGGCGCUUUCUGGUCAGGCUUCAGGGUGCCAAGCGUGGUGAGAAGCGUGGCAUCACGUCCUCGCAUACCUACAAAUUGACCAGGUUCUCGCUUGACAUCCUUCGCGCCAUUCUCAACAAGUUCGGCUCGCUCAUGACCCCGACCAAUCUUUCUGGCUUCCUGCCCAUCAUUGGCGAUGCCCUCGUGCAAUCUCAUGAAGAAGUCAAAACCUCUGCUCUUCGCCUGCUGUCUACAAUCAUUAAGCUUCCAAUGCCCGAGCUUGAUGAAAACUCUCAUGUCUACCUCACGGAAGCUGUCAAGAUGAUCAAGGAGUCCCCAACCACCAACUCAGAGGCAUCCCAGGCGUCUCUCAAGCUAAUCUCUGCCAUGAUCCGCGAACGCAAGAGCACCAAGCUUCGUGAUGGACAUCUCGCAUACUUACUCCACCGUCUCAAGGCCGACAUUGAAGAGCCUGAUCGCCAAGGCAUCACAUUCAACUUCAUUCGCGCUGUCAUGUCGCGUAAGUUCGUUGUGACGGAGAUGUAUGAAUUGAUGGAUUCUAUCGCAACCAUGAUGGUCACAAACCAGACUCGAUCUGCUCGUGAUCUUGCUCGGGGUACAUACAUUCACUUUUUGACUGAAUAUCCUCAAGCCAAGAACCGCUGGACAAAGCAGCUUGGCUUCCUUGCGAAGAACUUGGAUUACAAGCACCAAGAAGGACGGCAGUCGGUCUUGGAGGCAGUCCACCUGCUCCUUUCCAAGACAGGACAGGAACUGGCGCAAGAUAUUGUCAGCACCUUCUUCCUGCCCGUCGUGCUUGCCAUGGCAAAUGACGAUUCGCCCGAGUGCCGUGAGAUGGCCGGUGCUCUACUCAGCCAAUUCUAUAGCCGUGCGGACCGGGAGCAGAUGAAGACAAUGUUGAUUCCUCUCCGCUCGUGGCUGGAGCAGACCGAUAACAUGGCUUUGAGCAGUGUCGGCUUGCAGGCCAUGCGAAUCUACUUCGAAGCAGAGGAGACAGAGAAGGACAAGCAGGCUCGCUUCGUGAUUGGAAUUCUUCCCGACCUGAUCCAGCCAAUCGCUGACGAUCAUGAGAACGGGAACUGGGAGACUCUUUACUUUGCCCUGCAGCUCUUCACGAAGCUCUGCAAGACAGUUCCAUCUCUCGCUCUGAGUCAAGACUGCUCUGCUAUUUGGACCGCCAUUCGAGAAUCGUUAUUCUUCCCUCACACCUGGGUCAAGUCCUGUGCUGCCAACCUUGUAGGAACCUGGUUGUCCGAUCUUGCCAAGACACACGCUGCUGCUGGCUACAGUGCUCUUCCUUUGAAUUGUACCACCGGCCUCGUCCUUGACAAAGAGGCUAUGCUGCAACUCAUCCGAGCCAGUCUCCGCUGUCUACGCACACCAGGUCUCAACGAUGACCUUGCCCUGCAAAAUGUGCGCAACAUUGUCUUCCUUGGCCGUUGCUGUGCCCAGAACGGUCUCGAGCUCCAGAAGACCGGGACCGAAGAUGUCGAGUCAGAAGAUGACGAGGAAGAAGAGGACGAAGAUGCUGACGAGGCUGUCAUCGAAGCCGCCACAAACGGCGCCGCUCCAACCAAGACCGCUCUCCACUAUAUCUUCGGGCAAAUCGCAUACUUACUCCGUCGGGAAGUCCUUGGAGGUCGUCCCGCAGCAUUGGUCCCCAAGACUGCAUCGAUCACAUUGCUCGCUGCGUUGAUCCGCCACCUUGAACCCGAGCAAAUCAAACCCUCGCUUCCGGUCAUCCUCCUUCCCCUUCAGCAUUUGACCGACACGACUAUCCCCGGCCCACGCUCAGCCGAUCCUGCAUUCCAGGAUAUCUACAAGGGACUUGUUUCCAACUGCCACGAGGUCCUCGACUUGCUGCAAAAGAAGCUCGGAAGUUCCGAGUACAUUGCCCAGAUGACCAAGGUGCAAGAGACUGUCAAGGAGCGUCGUGAAGGUAGACGGACUAAGCGUCGCAUUGAGGCUGUCGCCGAUCCAGAGCGCCACGAGCGUGACAAGAAGAGGAGGAACGAUCGCAAGAGAGAGAAGAGAAAGGAGAAGGGUCUGGAGCACCGUGGAAAGAGACGCGGAUGGUAG
Molecule: messenger RNA, 7605 nt
Organism: Penicillium waksmanii
Lineage: Eukaryota; Fungi; Ascomycota; Eurotiomycetes; Eurotiales; Aspergillaceae
Exons: 4
Coding region: 1-7605 (2534 amino acids)
Cellular component (GO): small-subunit processome; 90S preribosome; nucleolus
Source: RefSeq, a predicted model, not a curated record